Ostreobium quekettii is the source of this 1068-nucleotide messenger RNA. The record is from the annotation of a GenBank genome assembly. Lineage: Eukaryota; Viridiplantae; Chlorophyta; Ulvophyceae; Bryopsidales; Ostreobiaceae.
AUGUCGGCAGCCCUGCCCACAUUCAUCAAACCCAUCGAGGAGGUCUCGCGCGACGCGGGGCUCUACAUCCUCGUGUACGGCAACGCGGGAGCAGGCAAGACGACGCUCUGCGCGACGACGCCUGACCCCGAGAAGACGCUCGUCUUGAGCGCCGAGCGCGGCACGCUCUCGAUCAAGGACUCGGGCGUCAAGUGCGCCGAGGUCAAGACGCUGGCCGACAUCCGUCGGAUCUUCAAAUACCUCGAGAAAGGGGAGCACCCCUUCGAGUGGGUGUGCCUCGACUCGGUCUCCGAGAUCGCCGAGGUCGUGCUCGAAGAGGAGCUCACCAAGAACCGCGAUGGCCGCAAGGCUUAUGGGGAGAUGGCCACCACGAUGGUCGCGCUCCUCAAGACCUUCCGCGACCUUCGCCUGAACGUCGUCGUGCUCGCGGCCGCGAGAGAGAAGGACGACGAAGGGCGCAUUGUCCUCGCGCCUGACACCCCUGGAAACAAGCUCGCCGAGAAGCUCCCCUACCUCUUUGACGAGGUGUUCUUCCUGCACGUGGGGAGAGGGGAAGACGGCGAGAUCAAGCGCGCGCUGCUGACCAGCAAUGACGGCAAGCGCGUGGCAAAGGAUCGCUCCGAACACGUCGAGUCUGGCGCGCUCGAGAAGGCCAAGGACGGCACCGUGGUCGAGCCCAUCCCAGUGGGCACCUGGGUCGACCUCAAGAUCGACCGCGUCGACGAGAAAGAGACCCAGUCCAACGGGCUUCGCAUCCUCAUCACCUACAAGGUCGAGACCCCCGAGGAGUUCAAGGGGCGCAUGAUCUUCUCGGGCCACAACGUCAUCUGCCCGAGCAGCGAAGACGCCGAGCGGAUCGCGCUCGAGAACCUCGCGCGCAUCUCGAUCGCGUGUGGCCUCGAGGAUGUCGUCGACGACUUGCCAGACCUCAUCGGGCGCACGUGCCGGGCGCAUGUGUACGAGCACGACGAGUGGCAAGGGCGCGUCCGCGAGCAGAUCCGCGACUGGACCACGAGCGAUGUGGAGGCCACGCCGCUCGAGUACGCCGAUGACGAAAUACCCUUCUGA